Acomys russatus (golden spiny mouse) is the source of this 1659-nucleotide messenger RNA. RefSeq names its product zinc finger CCCH-type containing 15 (gene Zc3h15). The record is from RefSeq and is a predicted model, not a curated record. Gene Ontology annotation, biological process: cytoplasmic translation. The coding region runs from base 144 to 1427 and encodes 427 amino acids. Gene Ontology annotation, molecular function: metal ion binding; mRNA binding. The transcript has 10 exons. Gene Ontology annotation, cellular component: cytosol. NCBI's taxonomy places the organism in Eukaryota, Metazoa, Chordata, Mammalia, Rodentia, Muridae.
AUCCGGGCGGCGAAUGAGCGAGUCGCUUUCCGUGCGCUGCGGCGGCGGCCGGGUCUUCCUGCUCCCGCCGCGCAGCCGGACGCCCCGACGGUAGCCAUCUGCGCCGCAGUCGGCCCGGUGCCGCCCACCACCCCGCCUCCGCGAUGCCCCCCAAGAAACAGGCUCAGGCCGGGGGCAGCAAGAAGGCGGAGCAGAAGAAGAAGGAGAAGAUCAUCGAGGACAAAACUUUCGGUCUAAAGAAUAAGAAAGGAGCAAAGCAACAGAAGUUUAUUAAGGCCGUCACUCAUCAAGUGAAAUUUGGUCAACAGAAUCCACGUCAGGUAGCACAGAGUGAAGCUGAGAAGAAGUUGAAGAAAGAUGACAAGAAGAAAGAGCUACAAGAACUAAAUGAGUUGUUCAAACCUGUAGUUGCUGCACAGAAAAUAAGUAAAGGUGCAGAUCCCAAGUCUGUGGUAUGUGCAUUCUUCAAACAAGGGCAGUGUACUAAAGGAGAUAAAUGUAAAUUUUCUCAUGACCUCACUUUGGAAAGAAAAUGUGAAAAACGAAGUGUUUACAUCGAUGCAAGAGAUGAAGAGCUUGAGAAAGAUACCAUGGAUAAUUGGGACGAGAAAAAGCUGGAGGAAGUAGUAAACAAGAAGCACGGUGAGGCGGAAAAGAAAAAACCAAAAACCCAAAUAGUGUGCAGACAUUUCCUUGAAGCUAUUGAAAAUAACAAGUAUGGCUGGUUUUGGGUGUGUCCUGGAGGUGGGGACAAUUGCAUGUAUCGACACGCACUUCCUCCUGGAUUUGUGCUAAAAAAAGACAAAAAGAAAGAAGAGAAAGAAGAUGAGAUUUCAUUAGAAGAUCUAAUUGAAAGAGAGCGUUCCGCCCUGGGUCCAAGUGUUACCAAAAUCACUCUAGAGUCUUUCCUUGCAUGGAAGAAAAGGAAAAGACAAGAAAAGAUUGAUAAGCUUGAGCAAGAUAUGGAGAGGCGGAAAGCUGACUUCAAAGCGGGGAAAGCGCUGGUGAUCAGUGGUCGUGAGGUCUUUGAGUUUCGUCCUGAGCUGGUCAAUGAUGACGAUGAGGAAGCAGACGACACCCGUUACAUUCAGGGAACAGGUGGUGAUGAGGUCGACGAUUCUGUGGGUGUGAAUGACAUAGACGUGAGCCUGUACAUCCCAAGAGAUGUAGAGGAAACAGGAAUCACUGUGGCCAGUCUGGAAAGAUUUAGCACGUCCUGUGCCUCAGACAGAGACGAGAAUAAACUAAGCGAAGCUUCUGGGGGCCGCGCUGAGAACGGGGAGAGACGUGAUGUGGAUGAGCACAGCACGGGGGGAGGACAAGAGAACGGGUCCAUCGACGCUGUUCCUGUGGACGAAAAUCUCUUCACUGGGGAAGAUCUGGAUGAGCUAGAAGAAGAGCUAAACACGCUUGACUUAGAAGAAUGACACCAAACAAGGCAAGGAAGACAGUUAGAUCAGCCCAGUAUGAUGAACAUGAAUUGAAAUUCACGUCAAUGAUGUUGCCACCUAGGAUCAACAGGAUGCUCGUUUCCCCGUGACGGCUCUGGAGGACACUGUCCUUGCGUCUUCUCUUCUGACUCGACUGCAUCUCAUAAGUUCAGAGUAGUUGAUAAUAAAAAACGGCACUACAGAAGAUGGUUGAUGUUGUUAACUGUCC